CCAACUCCCUUUCUACCAGCUGAGCUGAGUAUUUAAGUCUCUGGAGAGAGGGGCUGACUGAACAGUCUUCCCGGCGUCCUGCAGAAGAGAAGGUCACCAUGAAGUCCUUUAUCCUGAUUUUCGCAGCAGCUCUGCUAGGAGGCUCCUGGGCCAACCCUGUCGUUCAAGAGCAGCCAAGGUCCAAUUGGGAAGGAGCAGUGGAAGUCUUCUGGGACUAUGUGAACAAGAUUGGGAAUUCGGCCGAUGAGGUCACAACCCAAAUCAAGGCUUCGCAGAUCAGCAAGGAACUUGAUGGCCUGAUCACAGACACCAUGGCAGAGCUGGAACUCUACACCAAUGACCUGCGUACCAAGCUAGGCCCGUACGCUCAGGACGUUCAACAGCGCCUGACUACGGAAGUGUCAACCCUCUCCGGAAAGCUGAGGACUGACAUGGAAGAGGCCAAAAGCAAGCUGAUCCAAUACACAAAUGACAUGCGUGUGAUGUUCGACCACAACGUAGAAGUGGUUCGGUCCCAGGGUGAAAUGCUCCUCCGCAAGAUGAGGAAACGUAUCAGCAAGGACACCGAAGACUUGCGCCGCAAGUUCGCCACCUAUGCUGAGGAGGUACGGGCCAGCACCAGUGACAAAGUCAACGCCGUGCGCCAGAGACUGGAGCCCUAUUUGUCCAGCGUGAGCGAAAAGGGACUGCAGCGAGUCCAGGCCCUGCAGCAGGCCAUCGGAGAGCAAGGAAGGAUGGUUCAAGAGCAGUUCAACGCCCGAGCUCAGGAGCUUCAAGACCAUUUCCGCGGGAAAGCCGAGGAAGUCAGAGAGAACAUUGACCAGGUGGCUGAAAAAGUACGAGAGUGGCUCACUCCCCUUCUGAAUGACCUCUCCUCCCAGAUCCAGACCUUGGUGGAGAAGGUCAAGCAGCUGCAGUCUUAAAAAGCUGGCUUGCAUACCCCGGAAGCUAACACUGCCCGUUCUUGGUUUCCUUGGAAACCAAGAUGGCCUCACGGCCUGAGGGGCCUUGGUGGAAAAGGCACUGGUGAUCGCUAAGUGUACUAACCUCACAUCACCUGCAGAGCUUCCACGUGCUCCCCCCGCCCCGUUGUACUUGGCUAAAGUGCGGCCAUUUUGGCCCAUUAAUAUCUUGCCCAGCCUACCUCCUGUGGGCAACAUCACUCUCUAGGCCUGGUUCCCCACUGUCAAGAAGGACCAUGUAACAGUCCGCCACGCUUCCCUAUUUUUAACACUUAGACCCACGACAGCCGUGUCCUGCCUUUUGCCAAAAUGUCUCAGCUUUUCCAGUGUUUUCCAUUUUGAUCUGUAAUGAAAUAAAACGUACUUCACGUA
Messenger RNA from Eublepharis macularius, 1334 nucleotides. It is a transcript of the gene APOE, whose product is annotated as apolipoprotein E. Gene Ontology annotation, cellular component: intermediate-density lipoprotein particle; extracellular region. Gene Ontology annotation, biological process: negative regulation of neuron apoptotic process; lipoprotein catabolic process; cholesterol catabolic process. The record is from RefSeq and is a predicted model, not a curated record. Gene Ontology annotation, molecular function: amyloid-beta binding; low-density lipoprotein particle receptor binding; lipid binding. Bases 99 to 923 code for a protein of 274 amino acids. The transcript is spliced from 4 exons. Lineage: Eukaryota; Metazoa; Chordata; Lepidosauria; Squamata; Eublepharidae.